This is a messenger RNA of Meloidogyne enterolobii, 754 nucleotides long. Lineage: Eukaryota; Metazoa; Nematoda; Chromadorea; Rhabditida; Meloidogynidae. The record is from the annotation of a GenBank genome assembly.
UUUAAAAAAUAAAAAUAUGCCUCCAAGCUAUUUUAUUAUUGAAAUGAUGGACAAAGUCGUGGAAAAUUUAGAUAAAAUAUCUAAAGUUGAAGAAAAAUCAUUAAAAAUUAGGGGAGAAACAUCUAGUGAAAAUGAAAAUAAAAUGGAGGUUAUUGAGGAAGAAGAUGAAAAUGAAACAAAGGGUGAGGAAGAAGAUAAAUUAAAAAAGAAAAAAGAAAAAAAUGAAAAAGAAAGAGAACAUUUAAUUAAAUUAUCUGAAGUUGUAAGAAGUAAAUAUAUACUUCCUAAAAUGGCUGAAAUUAAUGUAUUAACUAGUCUGAUUUAUCAAUUUUUGUUUAGUAAUAAUCCUAACGAGGGAUUAUCAUCAAGUAAACUUGGAAAUAUUUUUAAAGAAAUUAAUGAAGCUUCAGAAAAAAAUAUGGAAUUUGAAGAAAAAUUGAAAAAUGAUGAGGAUAUUACAGUAAUUAAUAAAAAAGAAGGAAUAUUUGUAGAAGGAUUAAUAUAUACAGUAUUUCAAGUUCAAGGAUUUUUUGGAAAGUUAAAAUUAGAAAUUGUUUUAGGGCAAAAAUUAGAAGAAUUUAGUAAUGAAAAAUUAGACAAAAAAAUAAAAAUUGAAGAAGAAAGAAUUAAUGAUUUUUUAAAAAAUUAUAUGAUUGAUAAAAAUGAGUACCUUAUGAUAAAAUAUGGAAAAAAGAAGAAAGGUAAACUUGAAGGUGCAAUGAAGAAUUUGAAAAAAUUUAAAGAAAAAAUGUAA